Messenger RNA from Helicoverpa armigera (cotton bollworm), 1188 nucleotides. RefSeq lists its product as uncharacterized. The record is from RefSeq and is a predicted model, not a curated record. The transcript has 2 exons. The coding region runs from base 499 to 1080 and encodes 193 amino acids. Lineage: Eukaryota; Metazoa; Arthropoda; Insecta; Lepidoptera; Noctuidae.
AAGGGAUUAGCCAUCGAAGCUUUAGUUACUUCCACCAGUGUUGCAAAGAACCUGUUCGCAAAUUAUUGUUACCACGAUGUUGGGUCUCAAGUUGUUGUGUUUAUCAUUAGUUUUCUUUAUCCUCGUGGAUUCGAAAGCUCUUGAGGAAUCGAAGAGCAUUAUUUCUAUGGAAAACGACGGAGAGAUGAUGGAAGGAGCAGAGUCUCAGAAUCCAUUUUUACCGCGAUUUGCGAUGCGAAAGCUUAGAGAACGCAGCGAGAAAGCAAAUGCACAAAGGAGGUAUUAUCUGGGUCGCAGAAGAAGGAGUAUACCUGUGGGUGACGAGAGCGAGAUGAUGGAGGGAGCAGAGUCUCAGAAUCCAUUUUUACCCCGAUUUGCGAUGCGGAAGCUGAAAGAGCGUAGCGAGAAAGCAAAUUCUCAAAGAAGAAAUUACCAGGGUCAAAGACGAUUGAAUCCACCACGACGGGUUCUGUGCCCCUACAGAUACUAUUAAAAACAAUGAAGUCGUAUAUUUUAUUCCUAUUACUGGGAGUUGUGAGUGUACUUGGAAACCCGAUUAAUAAACAAAAAAACUUAUGCAAUGAGAAACUACCAUCAACCGAAACAAACGAGCCAAUAACAGAAGAGAAUUUAGAAGAUGAGAUUCUCACCAUGUACAACAAUUAUCCGCAACAAAACAAAGUAGAACUUAAAGAUUUACUAAAACCUGAUUCAAGCGGAGACGGAGAAGGUGUUCAAUUCGGCGGAGACGAAGUCGAUAUAGUGAUUGAGGAAACUGUGAAUCCAUUAAAAGCAAUGUCCGAUGACCAGAAUGAAAUUCAAAUUGACGCAGACGAUUAUCUGCCUACGGGUAAUAAAGGAAUUGAUCAAGUUGUUGCCGAUAGAAUAAAAGACGAAAUUAUGCAAACUGCUGCAGGAUUUGCUCCAAUUCCUUUUUUUAGAAAGAAAAACAAGCGACCGUCAACACGGUUUCCCAGUCGACGAAAUUCUCAAAGGUAUCCGUACGCGAUAUACAGAAGUUAUCCCUUCUAUUACCCGUACUACAGGGUUUAUCGUCCUAGCUCUCUAAGGUAUUAUUAGUGCUCCCCUAAAAUGAACGCUAUUUAAUUUAUUUAUUGUAAUUUAAUUUUUAUAAUGUAAAUUAUUCUUUUAUUCGAAUGGUGUGAAUAAUAAACAUACACGUGAAUA